Cryptococcus wingfieldii CBS 7118 is the source of this 1047-nucleotide messenger RNA. RefSeq names its product dCMP deaminase. The record is from RefSeq and is a predicted model, not a curated record. NCBI's taxonomy places the organism in Eukaryota, Fungi, Basidiomycota, Tremellomycetes, Tremellales, Cryptococcaceae. The coding region runs from base 1 to 1047 and encodes 348 amino acids. Gene Ontology annotation, molecular function: zinc ion binding; hydrolase activity. The transcript has 7 exons.
AUGUUCAUCGCAAUCAUCGGGACGCCUUCAGCAGGAAAGAAAGUGGUGCUACAGUAUCUGGAAAAGAAAUACGGUUUCCAGCGUCUGAGGUUCGCGAAAGAUCAGCCUAAGGAAGAAGACAUUAGCGGGAGAAUUGCAAAGAUUGAUGUCAAUGGUGAUGGCCAGGUCGCUGCGGCACACACCUAUGCGAACGCCAAUGACCUUUUGGAUUUUGUGACCCACAAUUGGCUUUCGCACUUUGUGACGACCGACUUGACCUCUUUCGACGACGUUGAGCCCUUUGUCAAACGGCCCUUCUUUUUGCUUGUCAGUGUCGACGGGCCGUUGAUCGUUAGAUAUGAACGUGAAAGGGCGAGAGCGGAAUCCUUGAAGCAGACCCUUUCCCUGGAAAAGUUUAUGACCGACCAUGACGCUCUUCUUCAUGGACCUCCCCCCCAAACAUCCAGCCUCCCUACCCUGGCGCACAUGCAGCUCCAGUCCGAUUUCCGGCGAGUCCUUGACUUGGCUCAUAUCCAAGUCAACAACAAUUUCGCCGACAUCUCCGCACUCCACUGGUAUCUGGAUCGACUGGACCUCUUGGAUGAGGGCCGCUUGAGGCCUGGGUGGGAUACGUACUUCAUGACUCUUGCCUCACUCGCUUCCCACCGAUCCAAUUGUAUGAAGCGCCGAGUAGGAGCCCUUCUUGUCCGCUCCAAGCGCAUCCUGUCCACUGGAUACAACGGUACACCUAGAGGAGUGAGGAAUUGCAACCAAGGAGGCUGCUCAAGGUGUAAUGGAAGUGCCCGAGGCGGCGAGGCAUUGAACGAGUGUCUGUGUCUACACGCAGAAGAGAAUGCGCUGUUGGAAGCUGGAAGGGAUCGUAUCGGAGACGACUCUGUCAUCUACUGCAACACAUGUCCCUGUCUUCGAUGUUCAGUCAAGAUUGUACAAUGUGGUGUUCGCGAAGUAGUCUACAACCAAAGCUACAGUAUGGACGAAGCCUCCGCCAUGGUCCUCAAGGAAGGAGGCGUGAUCCUUCGGCAGCUCUCCAUGCCCGAGGCUGUCUGA